GCCUUCUUCUGCUCUUGACGAGACGAUACAAGAACCGGACGCCUGUUUGUUAGUUCCAUACCACUCCUUUCUUGCUCUAUUCCCCCGUAAUCGCCUCGUAAUUCCAUGCCCGUAUCCGAUACCAAGCAGGACGAGUCUUUUCACGACUCGGGCUCUCAUGAGCCCGAUAGCAGGGAAAAAGACAAGGACAGGGAUCGUUCUGGCAAGGGAAAAUCGUCGGCCAAGACGAAAGACCUCUCCCAUGUACCCUGCAAAUUUUUCAGAGUCGGCUCUUGUACUGCAGGCUCUUCCUGCCCCUUCUCUCAUAACGUCCUCGAGCCGGGUCAGCAAAAAGAAGUAUGCGCCUGGUUUGUCAAGGGCAACUGCAAGUUUGGUCACAAGUGCGCCUUAGCACACAUUCUUCCCGGACAGAGCAUGUCUAUGGACAGGAAGAAUAAGAAAGCCGCUCAGGCUGCUGCGAAUGCUGCCGGAGGUGGUGGAUCGGGAGGAAACAGGGAUAGAGAGGGCCGUGGCGGAGGUCGUGGAGGCAAGAAUGCCCCCAGAGGUGAGCAAAGAGAUGGCUCCCGUAAUGCACUGUUGUCGGGAUCUACGGCACCUACGCGCACGCUCUCGUCCUCGAGGGGAUCUAUGCCUAUGCCCAUGAAGGCUACUCUUUCACCAUCUGCACCUGCACCUCCUGUAAAAGACACCGAUUUCGCGUCUUUUGGUCUACCGGACGAGGCGAAUAAGUUGUCCUCUCCACCUGCUCAGGGAAAACCUUUGGCCGAGGGAUCACCAGAAGGGAACUCUGAUGAGACAAGGGACGAGACAGAGACAGUGGCUGUGGCUGAGGAGUCGGAGCCUGGAAAGACUUCGCCAUCGCCUCUGCCUACCAGUGUUCCUUCCGCACGUCGCAGCGGCCUGUCUCAAACCGAUUCCCCAAGCGCAGUCGAUUUCGGACCCAUCGGUUCUCCACCACAAGCUUCUCCAGCUGGUAUAGCACGCGUCAACGGAUUCUCUCCUGGUACUUCUCCCCACCAUUUGUCCACGUCGCCUUUCAGUGCACCAGGUACCCAAACAUCUUUCCUCAUUCGUGAACAGCUAGACAUUAGCAAUGACCUCAAGACAAAAUCGGGUUUAUCGGCGUCUUUGGGUGCUAUGGUGUCUUGGGGCUCCGAUCUUAAGUCUUCACGGAGGAAUGGCUUGGGUAUCGGAGGAAGUUCGCUAUCCAACGACAUCGUUGUGGAGGAUGAAGACCUGGAGGAGUUCAUUCCCGGUUCACUAUCUGACCUACUUACACCAGAAGAGCGAUCGCGACGAUUCUCACGUACGAACUCAGGAAAUCGUCCGCACAUGGCCGUCGUCGACUCUACCAGAGACGCCAUUGGCCCAGGUCAUCAUCAUACCUCGAUCACGGGUGCUACACCAACCGAUAGUGCACAUCAUAGAUAUUCUCGUUCCGUGCCGGCACCUUCACUACUACAAGAUAUUCGCUCAAUCUGGACAGACACUAAUACCGCGAUACCAGGCUCGCCGGAUACCCUUGGGGCUGGGACCCCAAUCACUGGUGGUGGUUUGGGUAACGGUACGCCCAGUAGCUUCCAGUCCGGAUCUGGCUUUGGAAGCCGCCUUGACGAAAUGCUUGCCCCUACAAAUGCAUCUGCCGCUUUCUUGCCCGGACUUCACCAUUACAUCAAGAACAAGACUGCCGGAGGAUUAUCUGCUACGGGUGGAAUGUCUUCUCUAUACCCACAUGGGCCCACUGGUUCAGCAACAAUUACACCUUCUGGAGGAGCAUACAAUACUGCUGGUCUGAAUGGAAUGGCUCUUUCGCCACCUCGCGCAAAUCCCGCUCAUCGUUCCGCGUUCGGCGAAGCACCAGGAUCGUCCGAAACCUACCUCUCCGCCACCCGCCAUCUCUCCAACCUUGGUCGAACUGCUGUCGGACCGGACCCUCACCUUCCUCACCUCAAUCAUGACAGGCGAAACGCCCUCUCACCGUCCGCAUUGGCGCUACAGGCCCAUGCGCCUGGUCAGAGUCUCCCGCAAGGCCUGGCUGCCGGCUAUUCAAGAAUCCACGCGCUACCUCCACCCGUGAUAGCUUCUCCCAAUGGAUCGACGGCUGCCUUCAGUCCCGGGAGGUCAUUGACAACUGGUGCUGGAUUCUCACCUAGUAGGAAGGCAUUGGGACAUUCGUCUGGGUUGUCUGAGGAGUGGAGAAACAUGUCUUCUGGAACAGGUAUUAUUCCCGAGCAACAGCAACAGACUUCUGUCAAUGCCGGCGUCGCUUCGACAUCAGCUACGACAGGAUCGGGAUUAGGUGGCUUGGACUCAAUGUUCUCUCGUCUGUCCUACUCCGCCGCUGCAUCACGACCAAGCGCAGCGCCACCUGGUAUCGUUGCACGUAAUCCCAGUGGAAGAGGACACAACCCGCAAGGACCCUUGAGCCCCUUAAGCGGACCAGUACUUACUGGCGACGAUGACGACCUGUUCAUACGAAUGCUUGAAGUGUAUUCGAUGUAUUCUGUGGGACGGUCGUGUGUAAGUAAUAUGUUCGUCUUCUCUCACAUGGGUGCGGAAGAGGGAGGGAGACGAUUUGUCGAAAGUACUACCUAUAUAUACGCUGUUCUCUUACUAUAUUAGCUCUCACUUUUUUUGGUUACCACAUUCGUAGUGCGGUUGGCGAGCGAACGGACUCGUACAGUACUGAUACCUGGCCAUACGCGUUGAAGUUGCUUCGGGUGUUUCAUAAGUAAGAUGGCAUGUGCACGAGUCGCCAUGUCUCGCAAUAUUGUGGGGGCGAUGUGUUUAUAGCGCUAGAACGGUUGUUGGUUAAGAGCGCCAUGUGGAUCCCCAUGUCAAACAGGAAACUCGAGUAUGUUGGCGGCC
Messenger RNA from Somion occarium, 2868 nucleotides. NCBI's taxonomy places the organism in Eukaryota, Fungi, Basidiomycota, Agaricomycetes, Polyporales, Cerrenaceae. The record is from the annotation of a GenBank genome assembly.